Molecule: messenger RNA, 636 nt
Organism: Echinostoma caproni
Lineage: Eukaryota; Metazoa; Platyhelminthes; Trematoda; Plagiorchiida; Echinostomatidae
Source: the annotation of a GenBank genome assembly
AUGUCCCGUAGCACAUACAAGAUCUAUGUGGGGAAUCUCCCUCCUGAUGUGAAAACAAGAGAUAUAGAGAAUUUGUUCAGUAAAUACGGGCCAAUUGCUGAAAUCGACUUAAAAUGCAAAAGGGGCCCUCCCUUUGCCUUUGUGGAAUUUGAAGAUGAACUAGAUGCCUCAGAUGCUGUUCGGGGUCGUGAUGGGUAUAACUUUGAAGGCUACGCUUUACGAGUUGAGUUCCCCCGCGGUGGAGGCGGUGGUUAUAAUAGUGGUGGAAACAAUGGAGCCUUCAAUUCGUUCAAGCGGGGAGGUUUCGGGAGGGGCAGUGCUGGCGGGCCCCCACGUCGCUCCGAUUUUCGGGUUAUAGUGACAGGUCUCCCACCGACGGGCAGUUGGCAAGAUUUGAAGGACCAUAUGCGUGAAGCCGGGGACGUCGGUUAUACAGAUGUUUUCCGUGAUGGAACCGGCGUCGUGGAAUUUUUGCGUUAUGAAGAUAUGAAGUACGCCAUACGGCGUCUCGAUGAUUCCAAGUUUCGCUCACACGAGGGACUUGCACCAAGUGCCGGCGCCGUGAGGGGACGACCAACCACUCGGAUUCCUUCAUCGGAUGGCAAACGGAUUUUCUGUCUGAUGAAUGGACGUUGA